Chenopodium quinoa (quinoa) is the source of this 399-nucleotide messenger RNA. RefSeq lists its product as uncharacterized. The record is from RefSeq and is a predicted model, not a curated record. The transcript has a single exon. The coding region runs from base 1 to 399 and encodes 132 amino acids. NCBI's taxonomy places the organism in Eukaryota, Viridiplantae, Streptophyta, Magnoliopsida, Caryophyllales, Amaranthaceae.
AUGAGACACAAAUUAGAUGAGCAAUUUGGGAGAUUCAUUGAUAUGCUAAAACAACUUCAUCUUUCUCUACCUUUUACCGAUGUGAUCAACCAAAUGCCAAAUUAUGCCAAAUUCCUCAAGGACAUUUUGAGUGGGAAAAGGACUUGUGAGGUUGUGGAAACUAUCAAUUUGACCGAAAAUUGUAGUGCUAUCAUCAUGAACAAAAUGCCACCCAAAUUGAAAAACCCCGGAAAUUUCUCCAUCCCUUGUGCCAUUAACAAGAUGCAAAUUGAUAAUGCCUUAUGUGACUUGGGAGCUAGUGUUAGCAUAAUGCCAUAUUCGGUUUAUCCAAGGCUUGAACUAGGGGAACUCUUACCUUCUAACAUUACCUUGCAAUUAGCCGAUAUGUCAAUCAAGUAA